This is a messenger RNA of Capsicum annuum, 2063 nucleotides long. RefSeq lists its product as uncharacterized. The transcript has 2 exons. Bases 372 to 1694 code for a protein of 440 amino acids. The record is from RefSeq and is a predicted model, not a curated record. Lineage: Eukaryota; Viridiplantae; Streptophyta; Magnoliopsida; Solanales; Solanaceae.
GUAAUCCAACCACACGAACAGAGUUUCUAUUUAGCUGCUAAACAAACCCACUCCUCCGUACAAAAAAAUAUUAGUUAUAAACAUUAUAUUAUACGUAAAAUUUUAUAUUCCUUUACCGAAGUUUUUUUUUUCUUAUAUAUAAAUUUUGUUUUGCGAAAAAGAACUUAUUAUAGUUGUCUUUCUCCUUUGUAUUUUUCAAGUGAAGCCAAUUUUAUACACAAAUCCCUAUGGACUUUAUUUCAUCUUCUUCUUCUUCUCAACAACGGCGCACAUUAGUUUUUCUCUUUAACCUACGCUAGUCCUUCAACUUUUUAGCUAUAUAUAACUUGGUGAAACUUGAGAGUGUUUUUUUUUUUCGGGUCAAACCGAAAAUGGAUCCAUGUCCAUUUGUGAGACUGAGUGUGUGUAAUUUAGCGUUGAAGAUUCCGGUAGCAUCGAAACCAGCUCGUUCCGUCGUGCAUCCGUCGUCGUCGCCGUGUUUUUGUAAAAUCAAACUGAAGAAUUUUCCACUACAGACGGCGGUAGUACCGUGCAUUUUGCCGGAGAGUCAGUUUCCCGAAAGUCAUGCGGCGAGUUUUCAUUUAAGCAAGUCUGAUCUCGAGAAGCUAGUUGCAAAGUCUUUGUUUGGUGGCGGGAAGUUGUACUUGAAAAUUUCGAUUUACACUGGCCGGCGAGGGUCGACAUGUGGAGUGAAUUCAGGGAGGUUGUUAGGGAAAGUCGAUGUACCUUUGGAUCUGGCGGGAAGUGAAUCUAGGUCAGUGUUGUUUCACAAUGGUUGGAUUGUGAUCGGAAAGGAAGCGAAGAGUUCAAGUGCGCAGUUUCAUUUGAGUGUUAAGGCGGAACCUGACCCGAGAUUUGUGUUUCAAUUUGACGGUGAGCCGGAGUGUAGUCCUCAGGUUUUUCAAAUUCAGGGAAACAUUCGUCAACCUGUUUUCACAUGCAAGUUCAGUUUUCGGACCACCGGUGACCGGAAUCAGAGGUCCAGGUCUUUGCCAUUGGAGCAUAGUAGUUCACGAGGAUGGUUAAGUUCGUUCGGAAGCGAAAGGGAACGACCAGGGAAGGAACGAAAAGGAUGGUCAAUUACAGUCCACGAUCUCUCUGGUUCACCAGUCGCUGCUGCGUCGAUGGUUACACCAUUCGUAGCCUCGCCAGGAUCAGACCGAGUAAGCCGGUCCAACCCUGGCUGUUGGCUAAUUCUCCGUCCAGGGGACGGAACAUGGAAACCAUGGGGUAGACUCGAGGCCUGGCGCGAACGUGGCUCGGCAGACGGCCUCGGGUACAGGUUCGAACUCAUCCCAGACACAGCCGCAGCUGGAAUAGUCUUGGCUGAAUCAACCCUAAGCUGUAACAAAGGCGGAAAAUUCGUGAUCGACCUCGGAACGAGUGUAUCAACCAAUGGGAAAUCGACACCUGUUACCGCUGCCUCACCGGCGUGUAGCCCGAGAGGGAGUGGUGAUUUCGGGUAUGGACUUUGGCCUUGUUGUAUGUAUCGAGGGUUUGUAAUGUCAGCUAAUGUGGAAGGUGAGUGCAGUAAACCAACAGUGGAAGUUAGCGUACAGCAUGUGAACUGCACGGAGGAUGCAGCGGCAUUCGUGGCUUUGUCAGCUGCUAUUGAUCUCAGCAUUGAUGCCUGCAGGCUUUUUUCUCAGAAGCUUAGGAAAGAAUUGUGUCCUUCUCAAGAUUUACUUUUUUAACUGUUUUUCAUUCCCCAAUAAGAAGCCGCGCGUAAUGAAAGCUUUAGUAUAUCGAACUGAGCUGCCCUUUUAACCGUUUUUUCAUUGUAAUUUUCUGUGUUGUUUUACUGCUUUUUGUGAGUAGUAAAUGGUGGCGAUGAGUUUUAGUUUUCGUCGGUCAUCACUAGGUUGAAAAAAUUCUCUGAUUGUUAGUAGUACUAACGAACAUUAUUAGGUUGAUGUUUUGUUUCUUCAAUAUGUACAGAGAUUGUGGGGGAUUUGACUGACAGAGCACUUUUGUUGUUUUUUUUUUCCUUAACUUGGUGUGUUGCUCUUGUAAACUUUCUUCACUAUUGCAAGUUGUCAAUGUCAAUGUCGUUUUUCUCUUUA